CGCCUCUUCUAUUAGUUUUUCAAUUUUUUUUUAAGACUCAAAUCAGCACUAACAUAUAUACUUACAGCCGAUUACACAUAUAUAAACCCACCCCUGUUUUGCCUCUAAUUUUUCAAAUUCUCCAACGAUUUAAACACCGAAAAAAAUAAAGAGUUUAACGGUUCCCUUCUUCGCGCCAGAGGCUCCGAGCCGAGAGAGCCAUGGCGGCUCAGGUCGAAACGACUUCUCAGCCAGGCGGAGGAGCAGGCGGCAGCGCCGGUAACCCUAGCGAAAUUCAUACUGACGUUAAUUCCGGUGAUAAUGCUAGUGGAGAGGAGAUAGAGAAAACUAGGACGUUAAUUUGUGCCCUUAAUUUUCUCUCCCGUAAUCUUCCCCUUCCUCAAGAUGUUUUUGAUGCUGUUUCCUCUAUUUACCAUGACGGCACCACCGCUGAUACUGCCGCCGAUGAGGAGAAUAACCAUGUUGAUGAUGACAAGAACGAGGAGGAGGAGGCAACUGAGCGUGGAGCCGACAAUCAAAACGACGAUGCCAACGUCGUUGGUGGCGGCGGGGUUGGAUCUAGUGCGGUUGCUGCCGAAAGAGCUGCGGCGAAAGAUAGAGCUGGAAUGUCAAGUUAUGGGGAUUUAAUGGCAGACUUUGAGGUGGCAGUGCUGAAGCAACGAGAGAAUUGCAUGUCGGGUUCUGGAUUGGGUGAACUAAAAGAAUCUCAUUUCCAGAGCCAUAUUCACCGCCGUCUGACUGAACUUGAAGAACUCCCCGCAAGCAGAGGUGAGGACCUGCAGACAAAGUGCUUGCUUGAACUCUAUGGAUUAAAGUUAGUGGAGUUACAGAACAAAGUAAGAUCUGAAGUCAGUGCAGAGUACUGGCUGCGUCUGCAUUGUACAAGCCCUGAAAAUCAGUUGUUUGAUUGGGGCAUGAUGCGGCUGCGCCGUCCUUUAUAUGGAAUUGGUGAUGCUUUUGCUGUUGACACUGAAGAUCCCCUGAAAAAGAAACGUGAUGCAGAGAGGUUAUCAAGAUUGGAGGAGGAAGAAAGGAACCAUGUAGAAACUAGAAAAAGAAAAUUCUUUGCAGACUUGCUGAAUGCUGUACGUGAACUCCAAUUACAAGUUCAAGCUUCUCAAAAAAGGCGAAAACAACGCAAUGAUGGUGUCCAGGCGUGGCAUGCAAAGCAAAGGCAACGUGCUACACGGGCAGAGAAACUGAGAUUUCAAGCUCUGAAGGCUGAUGAUCAGGAAGCUUAUAUGAAAAUGGUUGAGGAGAGCAAGAAUGAACGAUUGACUAUGCUUCUAGGGAAGACUAACGAUCUCCUGGUUCGUUUGGGAGCUGCUGUUCAGCGUCAAAAAGAUGCUGAACUUCAGGGCAUUGAACCAUUGGAAGGUUCAGAUGCUGACUUACCUGAGUUGUCUGCUUCAAAGACUGAAACUCCAGGGCAAUCACGCCCUUUGGAAGAUGAGGACGUUCUAGAUAAUGAAACCAAUAGCCCAAAAAAAGGAGGCGAUUUACUUGAAGGCCAGAGGCAGUAUAAUUCAGUUGUGCAUUCAAUUGAAGAGAAGGUGACUGAGCAACCAGCCAUGCUUCAGGGUGGAGAAUUAAGACAAUACCAGUUAGAAGGGCUUCAGUGGAUGCUGUCCUUGUUCAAUAAUAAUCUAAAUGGAAUUUUAGCAGAUGAAAUGGGGCUGGGGAAGACGAUUCAAACAAUUUCUUUGAUUGUUUAUCUCAUGGAAAAUAAAGGGGUAACUGGGCCUCACUUGAUUGUUGCCCCAAAAGCUGUACUACCAAAUUGGAUCAAUGAAUUUGCAACCUGGGCUCCAAGUGUUGUUGCUGUUCUUUAUGAUGGGCGUGCAGAUGAAAGGAAGGCAAUCAAAGAAGAGUUUUUCAUUGAGGGGAAGUUCAAUGUGUUGAUUACCCAUUAUGACCUUGUUAUUAGGGACAAAAAGGUUCUAAACAAAAUUCAGUGGAACUACUUGAUUGUGGAUGAAGGACAUCGAUUGAAAAAUCAUGACUGUGUUCUUUCACGAACCAUUGUAACGGGCUACAACAUUAGGAGGAGACUCCUACUGACUGGUACCCCCAUUCAGAAUAGCUUGCAGGAAUUAUGGUCCCUGCUUAAUUUUCUGCUUCCAAAUAUAUUUAAUUCAGUUGAGAAUUUUGAGGAGUGGUUUAAUGCCCCUUUUGCGGAUAGAGGUAAUGUCACCCUGACAGAUGAAGAAGAACUUCUGGUCAUUCGGCGCCUGCACCAUGUUAUAAGGCCAUUUAUACUGAGGAGAAAGAAAGAUGAAGUGGAGAAGUUCCUUCCUGGGAAGAUACAGGUCAUACUGAAGUGUGAUAUGUCAGCAUGGCAAAGAGUAUACUAUCAGCAAGUCACUGACGUGGGAAGAGUUGGACUGGAUAAUGGAACUGGGAAAUCUAAAAGUCUACAGAACCUUUCCAUGCAACUCAGAAAAUGUUGUAAUCACCCAUACCUAUUUGUGGCUGAGUAUAAUAUGUGGCGCAAAGAGGAGGUAUUCAGAGCAUCUGGCAAAUUUGAGCUUCUUGACCGCUUAUUACCCAAACUACACAAAUCUGGGCACAGGGUUCUCCUCUUCUCACAAAUGACUCGUCUCAUGGACAUUCUUGAAAUAUAUCUCCAACUUCAUGACUUUAAAUAUCUUAGACUUGAUGGGUCAACAAAAACCGAGGAAAGAGGGUCUUUACUAAGGCAGUUUAAUGCUCCAGAUUCUCCUUAUUUUAUGUUUCUUCUCAGCACGCGUGCUGGAGGACUUGGUUUGAAUUUGCAGACUGCAGAUACGGUGAUAAUUUUUGACAGUGAUUGGAAUCCACAAAUGGACCAACAGGCAGAGGAUCGAGCUCAUCGCAUUGGGCAAAAGAAGGAGGUUAGGGUCUUUGUGUUGGUAAGUGUUGGAUCAAUUGAAGAAGUUAUAUUGGAGCGUGCUAAACAGAAGAUGGGCAUAGAUGCCAAGGUUAUCCAGGCUGGAUUAUUCAAUACAACUUCUACCGCUCAAGAUAGGCGGGAGAUGUUGGAAGAGAUAAUGCGCAAAGGUACUAGUUCACUUGGAGCGGAUGUACCUAGUGAGAGAGAAAUUAACCGUCUUGCUGCUCGAUCAGAUGAAGAGUUCUGGCUUUUUGAGAAGAUGGAUGAGGAUAGAAGAAGGAAGGAGAGUUACAGAUCACGCCUUAUGGAAGAGCAUGAAGUACCAGAUUGGGCUUAUGCAGCUCCAGAAACUAAGGAGCGCAAGGGGAAAGGUUUUCAAUAUGAAGCUGCUAAUAUCACUGGAAAGCGUCGCAGAAAAGAGGUUGUUUAUGCUGAUACAUAUGGUGAAUUAGAGUGGACAAAGGCUGUGGAGAAUGGAGACUUGGCUAAGCAUUCAGAUAAAGGUAAGAAGAGGAGGUUGGACAAUCCAACUUUGAAUAAUGACCUGCCAAAUAAUAGUGCUGGAGGUGAGAAAAGGUUACCAGUCUUGAAGAAUGAAACUGUGGCUGUGGCAGCUGAAAUAACAAGAACUUCCUCUGGGUCAACAUCAAUCCCUAAAAGAUUGAAGUACGAGGAUGCAAACUCUUCCAAAAUUGAUCAUUCAGAUCGAAAAGAGGGCAGCUUGGAUGGCUUGACGUGGAAAGCACAUCAGAAAAAGAGGUCAAGCUUGGUAUAAAAUUCAGUAAAUUCACCGAGCUCAAGGGGGAAUUGCAAAGAGAGAGGCGAUCAUAAUGGUUUGCAAAUAAAGCAAUGCAGAUCUAGAUAGUCUAAUCCGCAUGUUUAAUGAAUAUUCUUUCUGGUAUCUAUACCAAUUUGUAUGAUACCUGCAGCUCUUAGCAUGUAAACGUGGGUUUUGACCUCUUUGUUUGAGCUGCAGAUAUGGAAGUGGCCAUUCUACGUAGCAGAGAUGGCCAAAGAAUAUUACCUGCUUGGCCGGUCAAUUGCUAAGUCUCCAUGGUAGAAUCCUAUUUGUUCAUAGGACUUCGGAGCUGCAACAUGUUUAUCAUGUACAAUGGGUAGACUAUAAAGUGAAAGCAGUAGUCCUGGGUUUUUCA
This is a messenger RNA of Coffea eugenioides, 4026 nucleotides long. RefSeq names its product probable ATP-dependent DNA helicase CHR12. The record is from RefSeq and is a predicted model, not a curated record. The transcript is spliced from 12 exons. Lineage: Eukaryota; Viridiplantae; Streptophyta; Magnoliopsida; Gentianales; Rubiaceae. Gene Ontology annotation, biological process: positive regulation of transcription by RNA polymerase II. The coding region runs from base 201 to 3647 and encodes 1148 amino acids. Gene Ontology annotation, cellular component: nucleus. Gene Ontology annotation, molecular function: histone binding; ATP-dependent chromatin remodeler activity; ATP binding.